This is a messenger RNA of Tripterygium wilfordii, 2276 nucleotides long. Its product is annotated as O-fucosyltransferase 7. Gene Ontology annotation, cellular component: cytoplasm. NCBI's taxonomy places the organism in Eukaryota, Viridiplantae, Streptophyta, Magnoliopsida, Celastrales, Celastraceae. The coding region runs from base 240 to 1841 and encodes 533 amino acids. The transcript is spliced from 12 exons. The record is from RefSeq and is a predicted model, not a curated record.
UUGUGCUAACCAAAUAACAAAACCCUUAAAAACAACCAAAGCAACAACUCCUGCAAAAAAAGAGAGGCAGAACCACCGCUUCAGGCCUCAAGCAGAUAGAGAUACAUAUACAUUCAGAAGAUUUCUUCGUGUUGAAUCUGAGUUUGAUCGCUUUUGGCGUGUAAUGGCUCGGUGACGUUGUUCUGUCGCCGAGUCUGUGAAAGAGGAGAGAGUGUGAUUGUGGUAGUGAUAGUGACGGGAUGUUGCAGAGGCGCAGAAAGGGAGCAGGGGUGCUGCUGCGGAAGCUGCUUAUUUGGGCCAUGUGCACAAUAGCUCUGGUGGGCGUCCUGUCCGUACAUGUAUUUCCUUCAGCGAGAGUCCCCAAGUUCUCUGAUCCUUCUUUCAGGCUCCCUAAAGCCAGUAUCACACAAUACCAGACGAUAAACAGUGAGCAAAGCUGGACAACAGAGGAUGUUCCACCCCAUUUGAGUCAUCCUGACAAGUUCAAAGGUGCACCUGGGAUUUCAAAAUUUGACAAGUUGUGGAAGUCUCCGGCAAAUCGCAAUAUUUUUCCUUGCUUAGAGCCUAGUUCUAAUUACUAUGCUCCAGUGGAGUCAAGAGGUUACCUAUUAGUUCAUGCAAAUGGGGGGCUCAACCAAAUGCGUGCUGGGAUAUGUGACAUGGUUGCUAUAGCUCGCAUCAUAAAUGCUACUCUUGUAGUUCCAGAGCUUGAUAAAGAGUCAUUUUGGAGAGACUCUAGCAACUUCUCAGAUGUUUUUGACGUGGAUCAUUUUAUUAAUGCUCUGGAUAAUGAUGUCAAAAUUGUCAAAAAGCUUCCCACAGAACUGGUUACUGCUCCCAGGGCAAAUGUGGAAUUUAAAAGCUGGUCUGGAAUGAAUUAUUAUGAGGGUGACAUAGCUAAGCUGUGGGAAGAGUAUCAGGUUAUUCGAGCUGCAAAGUCUGAUUCUCGCCUUGCAAAUAAUAAUCUACCUCCAGACAUUCAGAAGUUACGCUGCCGAGCUUGUUACGAAGCCCUUCGUUUUGCCCCACACAUCGAAGCGAUGGGAAAGUUGUUGGUGGAUCGGAUGAGGUCUUAUGGACCUUACAUUUCACUGCAUUUACGAAAUGAGAAGGAUAUGCUUGCCUUUAGUGGAUGCACUUAUGGCUUGUCUCCUGAAGAAGCAGAAGAGUUGAGAAUUAUCAGAGAAAAGACGGGUCAUUGGAGAGACAAGGACAUUGAUUCUAAUCAGCAAAGAUCUAAAGGCCAUUGCCCUCUCAUUCCGAAGGAGGUUGGGAUAUUUCUAAAAGCUCUUGGCUACCCAUCAAGCACCCCUAUAUACAUUGCUUCUGGAGAGAUAUAUGGGGGAGAUUCUAGAAUGGCAGAUCUGCGAUCCCGCUAUCCUCUGUUAAUGAGCAAGGAAAAAUUGACAUCUGUCGAGGAGCUAGAACCAUUUAUCAACCAUGCAACUCAAAUGGCUGCACUUGACUAUAUUGUGUCAGUUAAGAGCGAUGUAUUCAUUCCAACUUAUGAUGGGAACAUGGCAAGGUUAGUUGAAGGCCAUCGUCGGUAUGAGGGGCAUAGGAAGACCAUUUCUCCGGACAGGAAAGUACUUGCUCAUCUGUUUGAUAAAGUUGAGUUGGGGACUUUGAAGGAAGGCAAAUCUUUGUCAGACAAGGUCAUUUCCAUCCACAAAACAAGGCAAGGGUCCCCACACAAGAGAAAAGGACCCGUUUCAGGCACAAAAGGCAUGGAUAGAUUUCGUUCGGAAGAGGCCUUUUAUGUAAACCCUUAUCCAGACUGUUUAUGUCAGAGAAAAUCACCAAUUUUGAAUACCUCCAUUGCCAUUCAAACGCUGCAGUGAUCCUCUUCAGAAAAGAUCCCUAUUCCCGCAGGACGCCUGCAGUACGGUAUUUGAUUUCUCAACUUCUACUUAGAAGGUCCACGAGAUGGCAGUGCCAUUUUCGAAGACACGGAUGGAAAGUGUAUAGCCCAGAGUCUCUAAAGCCGGAGCAAUGGAUAACGAUACUGAUCAAAAGAACAAUGCAUUAAGGGGGGGAGAGAACAGGAUUGGGUUACAAUUUACUGAGCCUAUGAUUCUUUCAAGAUGAAAACGUUACAAUGUUCUUAGAAGUUAGUUUAGUUUCAAGGUUGGAUAAGGGGAUGAAGAUUGGGAUAAAAGAUUUGCUGGGGAUGCUAAAUGUAUUACUGCUGCUUAUGGUAACAGUAUUCUCUUAUUUUGUAUAUAUUAUUCAUGGUCAUUGAAAGCUAUGAAAGUGGAACACUUCCAUUUCCUAGA